Molecule: messenger RNA, 2578 nt
Organism: Plectropomus leopardus (leopard coralgrouper)
Lineage: Eukaryota; Metazoa; Chordata; Actinopteri; Perciformes; Serranidae
Source: RefSeq, a predicted model, not a curated record
GCCCCCCCCAGGGGGAGGAGCUUCAGUCUCUGAGGAGUCAGCUGUUAUUGGUCCACAGUCAGCUGCAGUAUGAACGCUUCAAACGCCAGCAGCACGCCAUCAGAAACCGCCGCCUACUGCGGAGAGUCAUCAACGCCACCUCGCUGGAGGAGCACAACGUCGCUAUGGUCAAUUUUAGACAGAGGCUGCAGAGCGAGCUUCAGGAGUGUCAGAGCAGGUUGAGGGACCUGGAGGCGGAGCUUCAGAGAGCCAAUAACAUGGCUUAUAAUGCAGAGCACCAACUAACGGAGCUGUCAGUCAAGUUGUGCAACAGUGAGCAGCUGCAGCAGCAGAUGUUCCUGUUGAACCAGCAGCUCGUCCUGCUGAGAGAAACUAACAGAGCUCUGAGUGACCAGCUGGAGGCGGGAGAGACACACCAACACACUGAGAAGUCCAUGCUGCAGUGCAGUGUGGGUAAGGAGUACCAGCGUCUGAGGGACAGUGACGUCCAGCAGAGACAGAAGCUGGAAGCAGCCAAUCACAGGAUAGCAGAGCUGGAGAGCCAGCUGGCCAAGAAGGACCAGCUGAUCCUGGACCAGAAGAAACUGCUGGAGGACACCAAGACCCAGAGCAGAGGUGAGUUGUCGGCGUGUGAGAGUCGCUGCGCCGCUUUGAGGAGGGUCACUCAGACGCUUCAGAUGGAGACACUACACCUGUACAGUCAGAUCCACCUGGACGCCUCGACUCACAGCCGGCCGCAGGACGUCAGGCCAAAUGGCGGCAGUUUCGCCUUACCGGCACCCCAUCUCAGCCACAAGCCCCGCCCCUCCUCCUCUUCUUCUGUGGGAAUUAUAAAUGGAGCUGUGGAGACCUUCUCCACCUCCCCCCUGCACCUCCCCUCCUGUUCCUCCUCCCCCCUCUCCCUCUCCCCCAUCGAGUCCCCCCUGGCCGUCGGCUCCUUCCUGGAGCAGCACGCCCGGCAGCUUUUCAGAUCAACCAAUCAGAGCCAGGAGGAGGAGGAGCAACAGGAGGAGGAGGAGGAAAAGGAAGAGGAGGAGGAGCAGGAGGAGGAGGAGGUUCAGCCAGAAAGCCCUCCUCUGGGUCAGGAGGCAGAAGAGGCCACCCUCCUAGCAGGGAGUCCUCAGAUGGAGCCCCCAAGUCGGGCUGCGGCUCCUGCACUGCCAGCGCCGCCUGCCGACCUGACGCUCGCCGUCCGACAGAGGAGGCAUGAGCUCAGCAUCAUGGACUACGACGAGACACUGCCAGAGUACUGAUAAAGGGUCGAUGGGGGUCCACUUCUGAAGACUGUGAGAUGAUGGUUUUUGUCUGAAGAGACUUUUAGUCGUUGUUUGAGGAUAAAAACCUAUUUAAGCCAAAGUAAGUGAAAGGAAAUCAGUCUUUGUUGUGGAUUAUUCAGUAAAGAGGCGACCAGCAGCUGAUUACAUCACCUGAUCUGUAACAUGAAGCUGCCACGCCGCCUCUCCUCUGCAGCUCAUGGCGCCUCAGCAUCAUCACAACACUACAUGAGAUCCAUGUUGCGAUACUAACCCAGAGAAAUCCUGGAGGGACUGAUUUACCAGCGGUGAUAAGUGGCUGUGGGGUUCCUCAGGGUUCAAGUCUUGGUCCUUUAUUUUUUCAGUUUUCAUGCCGUCGACUGUCAGGCUGCUCCCCUCAGAUCCCACACGCCUCCUUUCUUAUCUGAGUCAUUUUCACAUGAAGACAUCAGAAAUCACAUAUAAAGGCCUCAGAAACCCGAAAAUGAGGCUGGUUUUAGGCCACACCCCCAAAUGCUUCCUUUGCCCCUCAAAUGCCAAACGGAGGCAUCUUUAGCCCCAAAUAAUUCUCACUUUGAGCAGUUGAAAAGACUAAACAAGAACUUGUAUAACCCCCCAACACCUCUUACUGCAAAAUCCGGCAGACCAGGCCGGCUGGAGAACACGUUUUUCUGCUGUAAUCUUCGGAGCUGAUCUUCAUCAGACUGAGCGACUCGUUCAGUCACUGAACCAGCAGCCGAUGACACGUCCGCCGCAGUCAUCAGCUUUAACCUCACUGUGAUUGGAUGCUUAAUGUGCACGUAAACUGACAUAAAUGGUCCUUAAGUUUGGUAAGAGUCAGACUUCCUGUACCGCAGACAUAAUCCACGUUGGGUUCAGUGCUGCAGAAAACAUUCGAGCAAACCUGUUAAACAGCUGCUUCCUGUCUUUAUGCUAAGCUAGGCUAAUGGCGUCCUGACAGCUGAGACGCCUCGCUGUCAGGAGACAAUAAAAACUCUUCCCAAAACGGCCCCUUUGACAGCUGAUGAGGAGGUAAACUUGAGUUCUUAGACGCCAAAGACCUGCUGUCGUCCUCUGCAGGAGCGAACCAGCUGACUCUACGGAUGACGUCAUCUGUGUGGUUGUUUUGUCUUAGGGCGUCUUUCCAUUAACCCUCAAAGUGCACCAAUUGAAAUUGUGAAUCUACCUAAUGGAAAUAUGUCAAUUAAAAAAAAAACUCCCAUUUAUGGCAAAAAAGUUUUUCCACUCAUAUUAGGUGGUAUUUCCAAAAAAGCCAUAUUUGUUUAAACUGCAGUGGAAACCCUUUUUAGUCUUUUCUAGGUCAC